Molecule: messenger RNA, 3973 nt
Organism: Labrus mixtus (cuckoo wrasse)
Lineage: Eukaryota; Metazoa; Chordata; Actinopteri; Labriformes; Labridae
Gene: tnfsf12
Product: TNF superfamily member 12
Exons: 6
Coding region: 615-1355 (246 amino acids)
Biological process (GO): immune response
Cellular component (GO): membrane
Molecular function (GO): tumor necrosis factor receptor binding; receptor ligand activity
Source: RefSeq, a predicted model, not a curated record
GUGGAAGCUCCGGUGCACCUCGAAUGUUUAACCUGCGCUUCCCACGUUGAUUUCCACGGCGAGUGCUGUUAUCACAACAUCAGAGCUGUGACGCGGAAAGUUCCCCUCGGAGAGUCCUCGUGUGUGUGUGUUUGCGUGCGUGCGUGAGUGCGUGCGUGCGUGUGUGUGUGUGUGCGUGAGUGUGUGUGUGUGUGUGUGUGUCUCAGCCUGCCUAAUAGAGUGACCCCCAGCACGCUGUUUAAAGGGAAGACAAGAGAGCUGAGUCAACGAAUCGCAAGGAGAAGGAUGCAACAGUUGAUGUGCGCGAGUUGCACAGUUUUCUGGUGUUUGGAGACGGCGCGCGCACACGGAGGACGGUGGCUUUGAUGUGUGUGUGGAGGAAGGAGCGGAUGUUUUGCUGCUUUAUAACCAUCAUCUGUCAGAUUAAAUCAAUCAGAAAGAUCGGCGCGUCCUUAAAAAAGCAGCUGUAGCGUGUCCACUUUCUCGCCGAAAUGGACAUUUGGACGGGCAUGCAUUUGGAGGGACUUGACGCGCUGCUGGAAUGGAGUUGAAGUGGGGGUUUCGGAUGGUCUGCGGCGGAGGCGAGGAGUAGCAGCAGUGCAGUCUGCAGCAACAUGCAUCGGAUCCUGCAGAGGAGGCGAGUGCGCAAGCUGCGGGUCGUCUGGGCGUCUCUGGCCCUGGUGGCGCUGUCCCUGGCCGCGUGCAGCGCGCUGUUUACGGCGUGGACUUGGCGGCAGACGCGGGACCUGUCGCAGUCCUUUAAAGUCCUGCAAGACCGACUGGAGCAGGUCAACACGCAGAGGAAAGCCAUCGUGCAGCUCAUUCUGGAGAAGCGAGAGCUGCUUGUGGGCCAAAGAGUGAAAAGAGACGGGGGGACGGCGCGAGGGAGGAAUGGAAACGGAAAGAAAGCAGCGUCUCAUUUCGAGAUUACCAAAGUCUCCUCUCAACAAGUUGGAGAGGGGGGUGUGAUAAAAGGUUGGGAGGAGAGGAUGUUGAAUAUGAGUAAAGCGGUGAGGUACAACAAGGAACAAGGCACCUUCACAGUGGAGAAAGCGGGGGUCUACUUCCUGUUUUGCCAGGUGUUGUUCAAUGAGCAGCAGUCUCAGUAUGUGAAGCUGGAUGUGGUGACCAGUGGACAGAGGCCUCAGAAGCUGCAGUGCAUGGAGGGAUACGGGACGACCCCCUCCGCCGGACCGCACCCUUUCCACUUCCUGAAGCCGUGCCAGGUGUCCGGCCUGCUGCGACUGGAUAGAGGCACAGAGCUGCAGGCCAUCACAGGCUCGUCCUUCAGACUCCAUACUGUGGGAAAUCCUUCAGCCUCCCCUCACAUCUUCAGCAUCUUUAAAGUUAACUGAAGCUUUUAGUCUCAUCCGGGACCAAAAAACUAACUUUUUACGCAGAUGACAUUCUUUUCUAUGUGGUAAAACACUCAUAAGCAAUGGGGACAUAAAAUCGUGCCACAGCCUCUUCCCAAAGACGUUAAUUUGAAAGACAGACCCAACAUUUGUGGAAGUUGUUGUGGAAUUUUUCUCCGGACAGCUGUGCUGUUUUGGACUGGAGAAAAACAGACUUCUGGAUUAAAACCAAGUCACAAAGUGGAAAAAAAAAAUGCCUUUAUGAACGUCUGCAGAGAACAGAUGAUGGCUGGAAGCUGUUCUACAGAUAAAGACACUCUUGUAAAAAGAAAAUAGCCUUCUUAUCAAGUCAUAAAACGUGCUUACACUCUCUUUAUAAGACUGAUAGUAAAGUUGCACUUUCCACUUUUUAUAUCACCACAGCCUCAAGAAGCUCAAAGCUUCUGCAAGCGUCAGAUCCAGACACUAUUAACAGCCUACAUGAGUUGUCAGUGAUAUUUUAUACAGUGCAGCGUCUGUGUGUUUGAAUCAAGCAUUUUUUGUAUACUGAUUUUAUGAUCUCCACCUUACCAGUAAUGUGUGUGUGUGAGUGUGUGUUAUGUGUGUGUGUUCUGUGUGUGUCAAAGAAGUGUGACAUUACUCUAAGCCUUUUUCUGAAAGUACUCCCUAUGUGUAAGUUUGGAGUAAAGAAUGGGUAUAUUUUUAAAAACACGGAUGUGAAUUUGUGCUCUUUUGCUUGAAAUUUGAUUGUAAGGUAUUGCAUUGUAUAUUGUGUGCUUUAAUGAUGGAAAUUUGUUAUAGUCAGCAAAGCACACAUCUUUAAUUAUAGCUUUGUCUCUUUUUUCUGCCUUUGAUAGGCUAUAUGUUUUAUGGCCAAUAAUCACAAUCAGCAAAUUGUCUUGUAAAUAAUGAAAACAUUGUUCUUAUGCCCUUCAAAUGCUCUCAUAAGCUCUAGUGUGAAUUUAAAUUGAUUUUGAUUUUAAACUUGGAAAAAGUUGCUAACUGAUCCAAAGGAAUAGUCACAGUUCUAGUGUAGUAAGACCAAGCUUUAUAACAGUCCAUAGAAAAAAAGCCAACAUGUUGUUCAUUUAGCUGCAGUCUAACAUGUUAAUUAAAAGUUAAACAAAUAUUUUACUCAGUAGGACAAUGUUAAAACCAUGAGCUCUCUAAGGCUGAGUUGAACCCAUUGCUGCUUAAUACUAAAUGCUAAUGUCAACAACCUAGCAUGAUCACAAAUCCAACAUGGUUUGUAAGGUUUGUUCCCCAGGUUAACAGUUUACAACUAUACUACCUCUCUGAGGUUGCAAUGAAGCCAAGGACUGCUUUGAGCUUAAUGCUAAUGUAAGCAAGCUAGCAUGACCGCAAAGCUAGCAUGCUAAUUUUUGCAGGUAAACUGUUAACCUGGCUAAUCUUUUAAAGGCAUUUUAGCCAAUCAACCAUAAACACCUAUACCUGAGGGUGGUGAGAUUGAUAUAAAGUAAUAAACAAAUUACAUUUACAGAAGUUUGAAAGAAAAAACCUUUCAAAUGAUUGGGAAAUGAAAGGCAAGCUAACUGGGAUUGCUUCAGUGAAUUACAUGCAUGUCUGAAAGUUUUUUUUGUCAAACAACAUUAAAAUAUUUUAGUGUCAAAGUGCUAAACUGAUUAAUCAGUUUAGCACUUUGCUAUGCCAGGGGACAUUGUUUGCUCGGUUUAAAAAUAACUAAGGAAUCCCAAUUUUUACCUUUGAUUUUUUAAAUCAGAUCGUUUAGUAGAUCUUAUGUGAAUAAUUUGUCCAAACCAACAACUUAUCUGAAAUAAUAUGGAAAGAAUAAAACUCCCAAUUUCUCUACUAUGUAAUGGUUACAUCUUGGAUUGAAGAUUGUUGCAUCUUUAAUUUUUAUGAUAUUUUGGAAACUCCUGUCAUUCUCUUGUAUUUUGUUGCUUCUGCUUUCUGUAAUAUUCUCCGCUACAAUGCAAACGUGUAUAUUUCUAGCAGUGGGUUAUGCACGCCCACUCUUGUUUAUAAGUAGUUUUUGUGGACGGACCACAUUGGUUUUCAGCUCAGCACUUUACUGAAGUGAACGUUGUGUUUUUAAUUGGAGCCAAACCUUCAUGUUUUCAGAUGAAAAAAAGUACGAUUUUGAAGUUUAGACGUUUCCUCAUCGUUUUCCUCUUCCCAUUUGGUGCCCUUCUUGCUCACACACCAACCCCACACCCCCAUGCACCCCAAAUACCAGUGUCAGCACCGAUCAUACUGCACACCCACAUACACACACUCACUCUCCUGAGUGUCCUCUGCAUGCACAGGCACACACCAGCAGACAUCUAAAUGUUCACUUCCUGAAUCUGAACCUAAACCACACAGCUGAAGGCCUUUGAGGAAAAACAUGCCUUGUCCCUCCACAUACACACACAAGCACACACACACAAAUACACACAUAGUCUUGCACACUUCCCUGCCCUGAUUCCUAUUUUUGUCAAAGUUUGUUAACACUUUGGAAAUUUGUGUGAAGCAUUGUGAAGUAGUUCUCUUAAAAAUGAUGAUGUAUGCAAUGGGUGGACAUUUCUUAUAUUCAUUUCCUCUCAUCCUGCUUCUCUUAAUGUUAAAUAAAAGUUAUUGGUUGGUUUUUUGAAAAA